Molecule: messenger RNA, 1438 nt
Organism: Poecile atricapillus (Black-capped chickadee)
Lineage: Eukaryota; Metazoa; Chordata; Aves; Passeriformes; Paridae
Gene: GABRA6
Product: gamma-aminobutyric acid type A receptor subunit alpha6
Exons: 10
Coding region: 1-1398 (465 amino acids)
Biological process (GO): gamma-aminobutyric acid signaling pathway; signal transduction; synaptic transmission, GABAergic
Cellular component (GO): synapse; neuron projection; dendrite membrane
Molecular function (GO): transmitter-gated monoatomic ion channel activity involved in regulation of postsynaptic membrane potential; GABA-A receptor activity; GABA-gated chloride ion channel activity
Source: RefSeq, a predicted model, not a curated record
AUGGCUCUGCUGCUCGCCUGGACGUGUGUCGCUGUGAGCCUGGGGACGGCGCUGGGGGACCAAGGCGACGGGGCGGACCUGUAUUCGGAAAACAUCACUCGGAUCCUCGACAAGUUGUUGGACGGCUACGACAACAGGCUCCGACCGGGAUUUGGAGGCGCCGUGACAGAAGUCAAGACCGACAUCUACGUGACCAGUUUCGGGCCGGUGUCCGACGUGGAGAUGGAAUACACAAUGGAUGUCUUCUUUCGUCAGACAUGGACUGAUGAGAGGUUGAAGUUUAGUGGGCCAACUGAAAUUUUGAGACUGAACAAUUUAAUGGUCAGUAAAAUUUGGACACCAGACACAUUUUUUAGAAAUGGAAAAAAAUCAAUUGCUCACAAUAUGACAACUCCUAACAAACUUUUCAGAAUUAUGCAGAAUGGAACUAUUCUUUACACAAUGAGACUAACCAUUAAUGCUGAUUGUCCUAUGCGGUUGGUGAACUUCCCAAUGGAUGGACAUGCUUGUCCACUGAAAUUUGGAAGCUAUGCUUAUCCAAAAAGUGAAAUAAUUUAUACUUGGAAAAAAGGACCAUUGCAUUCAGUAGAAGUACCACAGGAGUCUUCCAGUCUUCUCCAGUAUGACCUCAUUGGACAAACUGUAUCUAGUGAAACAAUUAAAUCUAACACAGGUGAAUAUGUAAUCAUGACAGUUUAUUUCCACUUGCAAAGGAAGAUGGGCUACUUCAUGAUACAGAUAUACACUCCUUGCAUUAUGACAGUCAUUCUUUCUCAGGUGUCUUUCUGGAUUAACAAGGAGUCUGUUCCAGCCAGGACAGUUUUUGGAAUCACUACAGUUCUCACGAUGACCACUUUAAGCAUCAGUGCUCGCCAUUCUCUGCCCAAGGUGUCCUAUGCCACCGCCAUGGAUUGGUUCAUAGCUGUGUGCUUUGCCUUUGUCUUCUCUGCACUCAUUGAGUUUGCAGCUGUCAACUACUUCACCAAUCUCCAGACUCAGAGAGCGAUGAGGAAGGCAGCCAGGGCAGCAGCACUGGCAGCAGCACUAUCAGCAGCAACUGUACCGGCAGAGGACGAGAUUGUCUCGCAUUCUGACUCCAACUCUAACCUGAAGAAGCGAGUAAACUCCAUAGCAUCUCAGGCAGAGCAGUCUCCUGAGCCCAGCAUAAUAUCAAAUACUGCAUCCCAGUGUCAGCCACUGUCUGUUCCUCCACCAGCCCCACCACAACCCCCAGCUAUUGGAGGUGCAAGUAAAAUAGACCAGUAUUCCAGGAUCCUCUUCCCAGUGGCAUUUGCAGGAUUCAACCUGGUGUACUGGGUUGUUUAUCUUUCAAAAGACACUAUGGAGUUUUUUGAACCUUUGGCAAUGCAUUUUCGAAAUGACCCUCAGCCCAACUGAAGAACAGCCCAAGAUUUCAAGGAAAUCACUCAAGGUCACA